Plectropomus leopardus (leopard coralgrouper) is the source of this 4253-nucleotide messenger RNA. RefSeq names its product F-box and leucine rich repeat protein 9 (gene fbxl9). The record is from RefSeq and is a predicted model, not a curated record. Gene Ontology annotation, molecular function: protein binding. Gene Ontology annotation, cellular component: SCF ubiquitin ligase complex. Gene Ontology annotation, biological process: SCF-dependent proteasomal ubiquitin-dependent protein catabolic process. NCBI's taxonomy places the organism in Eukaryota, Metazoa, Chordata, Actinopteri, Perciformes, Serranidae.
GUGUAAAGUGGCUUAGUGAGAGAUGAAUGCAGGCAACACAGCCCCUCACCGGCUUCCAUUGAGCUGAAACUGUUAAUUUUAUCGAUCGAUUAUCGGAUAAGGAUGAUACUAGUCAACGGCUUCCUAGAACUUAGAAGCUAUUAGCUGAAACGCUAAGGUUAUUUCAUUUAACGCUACAACUUAUGCAGCAGCUAGCUAGUAAGGAGCUAGCUGGGCAAGUGAGGAGCGAGCUGAGUCACUUUUGAUGACCUGGAGUUCUUCACAACAGCGAAGGACAGGCUAAGAUGGAAAACUGCAAUGGGGAGGACAUUGUAGAAACACCCGAGCUGCCUCUGGAGAUCAUCGUCUACAUCCUGAGCUUUCUCCACGCCUCAGACAGGAAGGAAGCCUCUCUGGUCUGCCGCAGCUGGUACUAUGCCAGUCAGGACCUGCACUUUCAGAAGAAUGUCACCUUCAGCUUCCCGGCCUCAGCCUCGUCCCUGGAGCUGAUCAGGGGUCUGGGCAGAAAGUCAUGCUGCAGUCUGAUUAUUAGCCAGCUCGAUGGCUUCAGUAUGUCCAGGUCACUGCUUCUGGAGGUGGGUCUGUGCUUGGGCCCUAAGUUGGAGGGCUUGGCCCUGCCUGGUAGCAGUAUAACAGAGGCCUCUUUGCUGGCCCUCCUCCCUCGGCUGACCUCGCUCCGCAGGCUGGACCUCAGGGGCCUGGACAGCCUCUUCAUGUCCGGGGCUUUCCUCUCCAGGGAGGAGCACAGGCAGCAGGUCAGGUCGGCUCUGUCCGGUCUGGAGGAGCUGGACCUGUCUGACCUUCGUUACCUCUCCGACCUCACCUUCAAUCGGCUCACCGGCUGCACCCCUCGCCUACGCCGCCUCUCGCUGGCUGGCUGCCAUAUUGCCUUCGAGUUCGACCCAUAUCGAGGGUGCCCAGUGGGAGCCGUUAAGGAUUCGUCUGCACUGCUGUCACUGAGGAACUUGCGGAGGUUGUUAACAGAGCAGAAAUCCACCCUCAUAGCUCUGGACCUCAGCAGAACCUCAAUCACUCCUGAGUCACUACGCACUAUUGCACAGGUUCAGGGUUUGGUUUUAGAGGAACUGUCUCUGCAUGGCUGUAAGGAGCUGACCGACUACUCAGUGGAGGCUCUGGUGAAACACCAGUCGAGCCUCCAGAAACUGGACAUCAGUGCCUGCACUGAGCUGACCAGCAGGUCUGUGGAGGCCAUAGCACAUUCCCUGAAGUCACUGACACACCUCUCCCUGUCCCGCGACUGGAGGAUCACUGAAAAAGGCCUCGCUGACCUUCUGUCUGUGUCGACCCUGAAGAGUCUGGAUCUGUCUGAGUGUCUGCACGUCAGCGGCACAGAAAUAGUAAAUGGCUUGACGGGAUCUGGUGUUACCAGAGCGCAGCUGGAGACACUCAGCCUCAAGAGCUGCACCUACAUCAGGGAUCUUGCAGUUUUCUCUCUCACCCAGCUUCUUGGGGAUACGCUCCGUGAGCUCGACCUGACGUCGUGUGUCAAUGUGACUGACCUGUCUGUGCGCGCUAUAGCCACAUACCUGCAGAAGCUGGUGGUUCUGCGGCUCGCCUGGUGUAAAGAAGUCACAGACUGGGGUCUGCUGGGGAUGGUGGAAACAACCAGAUGUGAGCCUGACGAGGAGACGGGAGACAAAGGUCCCAAGUUCACCCGCACCUUUGGCAACAUGGGCUUCUUCAAGCCUCCUCGUUUGCCGUUUGACGAGCGACCCAAGCUGGUGACGCAGAAUGACCUGCAGCAGUUCAGACAGCAGGCUGGAGCUUCACUUUUAGCUCUUAACAGGCUGCAGGAGCUGGACCUCUCCGCCUGCUCCAAACUCACUGACAGCAGCAUCACACAGGUGGUGCAUUACCCAGACCUUCGGCGUCUGUCUCUCUCCAUGCUGCCGGAGAUCACUGACGCCAGCUUGGCGUCGGUAGGCUGGCACUGCCGCAGCCUCACUAGCCUGGCACUCAGCCAGUGCCCGGGUAUUAGUGACCGUGGAGUGGCACAGGCUGCACCGUACCUGCACAGGCUGCAGCAUCUUUACCUCUCCUGUUGUAAUAACAUCACUGACAGGUCCUUGUUCCUCCUGGUGCAGCACUGUAAACGUCUGCAAACACUCGACAUCUCAAGGUGCAAAAACAUCUCUGUAACAGCGGUGGACCUCCUUCAGUCGAAGCUGCCCUUCUUGGAAAAUGUCAACUACAAGUUCAUAGGUGGGGCUGAUCUUACUCUUAACACUCUGACUGACUGACUGAAUGUCCUGGAUGACUGUUGGUCCUUUUAAAUAACAAAAACCCGCUGAUUGAAAGCCUUUUCCAAGAGUUGAGCUUUUGCACAUUUCAGCAAUUUGCACAAGAACUGAGGGACAUGUUGAACAGUGGGAGCUACUGUAAAACCUUCUACCUAUACAUCACACUGUAAGUGAUUUUGUUAAGUCACUUCAGUGUGAGACAGGUACCAUUGUUUGAAACUAAUGUGGAAAUAUUUCUGCCUGUACAGUGAACAUUUCAUGUUUUUUCAUGCUUGGAUUCAAAAAUCCAAACAGGGUAGACAAAACUUUAUCUGACUGAAAACCACUAACCACAUUCAACAAUGAUUAAGCGUAGAUGUGGUGUUUAUGCUCGUUUAUGUGGUGCAUCAUCACAGAGGGUUGUGUUCAAUUAUCUUGUUAAAACCAAAAGAAACCCGAAAACUGACUCACAGCUGCCGCAGUAAGAAGAACAUAUUCUCACAGUAUUUUAUUACAUUGAGAAUGUGGAUUGUUGUCUUGUAUAUUUGUUGUUAGGGGGCAGAUUUCAUCCAAUAUAUUAACUGUUACAAGCUGCUUUUACCUACACUAAAAGGUAUCUCAGAUAAUAUUGACAUCGCUAAAGAUUAGCAGAAAAACAAAAUUAAAAUGCUACCCAUAAGAUUUUUUUUAGAUUGAAUGUACAUUGAUACAAUAUAUAAUAAUGCAAAUAUAUAUUUAUUAAUUUUGUACUAAUUCAACCAAAAUUGAAAGAUGAAUCGGACUUACUUUUCUUACAUUUUACUUUUUUGAUGCUGGUUAACGAGUACAUUUCUGUUGUGUUUUGAGCAGUAAAAGAAGGUAUGAUUUAAUUGUGUAAUUGUGAAAUGCUCUGUGUAUUUUUGAUGGCAGUGCUUUUAAUUUUUUGAAAAUUUAUUUUUUUAACAAAACAGGAAAAAUAUUUUUUCUUACAAUGACGCUCUGUGUUGCCGAAGUUCAGCUGAUUGUGAAAUGGAAAUGGAAAUAGUGGUCCUCAUAAUUUCCUCAACUUCAAUGUUUAGACCAAAGUAAAGGCUGUCAUUCUUCAGGCAAAGGUAAAUGACAGUAAGGUUUUUAUUUAGCAUUGUCUCUUCAGAAGAAGGUCAGCAGUGUGCCUGCCUCCAUUUAUUGCCACAGUUUUAAUUAUUUAAGGGUUCCGUUAAGCGUUAUCAGAUGUGAUUAACAUGUAGCCAUAUUGAGUCUCAAAUUUGAAGGAAUUUAUUGACUGGGAGUUAUUUGCCACAGAAAAAAAUGCCACAUCAUUUUUUUUACUGUGCAUUUGCUGUUACAGCUGCUGUUAUUACUGGACAAGCUUACCAUAACAUUACAAACUUUAGUGUUGAACCAACUUAAAUCCAUCUGAAGGACUAUCUUUUUGUCUGUUGUCUUGGCCUACCACUAUGGCCUAAUUAUAGAAAUAAUAUCUCUUUAUAUUGUAUGUUCACUGUUGAAUAAUUUUGUACUGCUGUAACACUGUAUGCUGCACUAUGACAGAGAUAGAAUGAUACACUGUAAAGACCUUAAGUCAAGGAUCAAAGAUUUUACAAAUAAACCAACUGCUAAUAGCAAAACACACAAUGCUUGUUUUCUCGCAGUACAAAUCAAACUGUUUAUUCAUGUUAAGUCACCACAAGCAUGUGAUUUAAAGUAGAGAUCAUCACAGAGUUGUGUGUAAGGAAUGCACCGCAACGAACAGUGAAGUAACCUUGUGCCAGAAAUGGGAGAAAUCACUCAAACUGUAUACUGCAGACGUGUUUCAGUUGUUGUGUAGCUGCUUUGAGUGUCACUGCUGAGCCCUUGGUGAGUACUGAGCAUGUUGCCACCAUCAUAUUAAAAUAAAUGCCUUUGUCUAGAAUUGUAGACAAGACUAGUGUUAAACUUCAUUCAAGAUCCUUUUAAAGAUAGUUAUAAAUCGGUAUUGCAGGAAUAAGUCCAUUUUGACGGACAGGUCAGAUCUCACCACACACACUCCUCUUA